This is a messenger RNA of Exophiala oligosperma, 711 nucleotides long. RefSeq lists its product as uncharacterized. Gene Ontology annotation, biological process: glutathione metabolic process. Gene Ontology annotation, molecular function: glutathione transferase activity; glutathione peroxidase activity. NCBI's taxonomy places the organism in Eukaryota, Fungi, Ascomycota, Eurotiomycetes, Chaetothyriales, Herpotrichiellaceae. Gene Ontology annotation, cellular component: peroxisome; mitochondrion. Bases 1 to 711 code for a protein of 236 amino acids. The record is from RefSeq and is a predicted model, not a curated record. The transcript has 3 exons.
AUGGGCAAGUCGGAGGGAGGAAAGCUCAAAAUAUACAUUGACUGUGACUCGCCGAACAUAUACUCAUUGAAUGAAGUGUCGCCUUAUUCCUGGUUCGGUUUCACCAACAUCAUCAAAUUCCGUCCUCUCCUGAACGCUCAUGGAGUAUCGGUAGAUAUCAUUCCGUUCUUCUUGGGAGGUGCUCGAGACGGCAUUGGUAAUCCAUGGACGCCCACGCCAAAAGCCAAGCAGGCUUUCCAAUCCCAAGAUACACAGAUGACUGGGGAGAUUCUCGGGCUGGACGUUGUUCCUCCCAAAGUGUUCCCCAUCUUGUCGCUUUUCCCAGUCCGAAUUGCGACUUAUGUGAAGGAUCAUUAUCCUGCUGAAAAAUUUGAAGCCACCUUCCCGGCCUUCAGCUCUGGUUAUUGGAGCAAAGGCAUCAAUAUCUCAACUCCAGAAGGCGUUAUGCAGGCCUUGGAGGGCAUCUUUCCCCAGGAUGAAAUCAAGGAGAUCAUGAAGAAGGCAUUGUCUCCUGAAAACAAAAAGAAGGUCGUCGAUGUCACCAUGAACUCUGGUGCUUUUGGUGCUCCGUGGAUUUCAGCCACCAAUUCCAAGGGUGAGCGGAAAGAUUGGUUUGGCAACGAUCGUUGGGACCAAGUCUUUUAUCAUCUUCAGGUCCCUUACUCUCCUGUCAGUAUCAUUCCCCCAGGAGAAGAAAAGGCGAAGUUAUAG